CUACCAAACUCGAAGCACGGAGCCCCGCCCUGCCGCCCGCCAGAGCCGUGAAGCAGCAGUAGCAGCAACAGCAGCUCCGCUUGCUUCGUACAGUUUUUAUUCAUGAAAACAUUCGUCUGAUCUUCGUAUUAUUCGACUAGUAAUAACUGCUCGCGGUAUACGUUGUGCCCGUCUUUGUCGGUAUAGUUCACGCAGUGACGGUUAACCUUAAAAAGUAGUGGCAGUCGCGGUGUUGUCGCGAGAGAUAGUCUAGUAGUGAAACAGACUUGUUUCGGUCAUUAAGGCGUCGUCGCCGAGUGCAUUCGCUCUGUUUCUCGACGUUGUUCGAGACGGAGAGGUGUGAAAAGGAAAGUGCAUAGUCAUCGAUGUGAGAAGUCGAGGCUAGGAAGAAGGCCCGCCGCAGCAGGAGGGAGAGAGUGAGGAGCUGUUCGUGGAUACGAAAAGCUGAUAUAUCGAGUCGGGAAUUUAAGCAACCGUAGGCUCCGUUAGGGAGCUCCAGAGGUUACGUUAUUUCCAUCGGCAAUGAGUCACAUGGGAGAAACGAACGACAAAGGAAAUGCAAUCGGGUGGACGCGAAGACCUUGAAUUAUUGUCCAAUAAUUUUGCACUAUCGUUUACUAUAACAUGCUCCGUUUGGAAAGAGAGCGAUAUCAGGAAGAUACACAUUGAAGAUAUAUACUCGCUUAUGUGCUCUUUUACCGAGCGUGCAUACAACAGACGAAGAAGGAUAGUGUGGAAUAGCGAACGAUAGAGGGAGAAGUUUAAGGGAGAAAAGGAGAGGGUGAAAGCGCGUGAGUGAAAGAGAGAGAUAGACUAGUGGGGCGAGCCACGACUCUUCAUCGAUUCGUCGCUUCCACGGUUCUGUGAACGCGGCAUGAAAAGAAAGCUAGCACCACCAAUGGCCGUAUUUGACCGCUUCUUGUGCGUGUGCGUACCUGUGUUCGAUUCCUGCUAGAAAAGUGCUCUUUCUUCCGGUUUUCUCUUGAACGCUUCUGCUAGUUGCUAACGUUCCAUCGACGGCGCAAUCUGGCGGUAGACGACGGGUUCAGAGAGGCAACCCUUUACUCUCUGCACGAAUCUUUCACGCAGAGAGGUUAUGUUUGUUCGGGAUUCAUGACGCUCUGACAGGAGUGGAAGGCGGACGGAGCGGGGGUGGCAACGGUCUCGCUAGGAGGUAUCGAAGCUGGCGCGUGGGGCGGGAGAGUCAGCGGUGGUCUGGCUCUGGUUCCGGUGGUAGCGGCGGAAACGGAAGCCGCGACAGCAACAGAUCAGAGAGAACGACUGGAAAAGGCUGGUGCGACCCGCUGGAGAAGGAAAUUCGAUCGUCUUCUAUUUUCUACCUUUCCCAUCCCUGGUGGUGGAAAAUUCGAGAGCGUCUAUCUGCCAUCGAAGAAAGCGUCGACAGCGUGACACUGGGCCCCAAUCACCUUCGAGCAAGAAGGCAUACGAAAUAGGAUUAAUCCAUUCCUGAAAAAUCACAUUUUAAGCUUUGUUGGAGGUGUACCACCUCCUCCUCGAGAAACUCCCUUUUCCACCCUUCACGGGUAGUCACGCUUAGCGCAUCAUUAGACAGGCAUCAUGAGCAGCGAGCUCGAAUCCCUACGUCAGGAAUCGGACAAGCUGAAAAAUGCCAUUCGAGAUGCCAGGAAAGCAGCUUGCGAUACGACGUUGGUCCAAGCCACGUCGGGCAUGGAGCCUAUCGGCCGGAUACAAAUGCGUACGAGACGCACACUUCGUGGUCACUUAGCCAAGAUUUAUGCCAUGCAUUGGGGCAGUGACUCAAGAAAUUUAGUGUCAGCAUCGCAAGAUGGAAAAUUGAUCGUUUGGGAUAGUUAUACCACCAACAAAGUUCAUGCAAUCCCUUUGCGCUCCUCAUGGGUGAUGACCUGUGCGUACGCACCAUCAGGUAGUUUCGUAGCCUGCGGUGGGCUGGAUAACAUUUGUUCCAUCUAUAGUCUAAAAACUAGGGAAGGAAAUGUAAGAGUUAGCAGAGAACUCCCAGGUCACACUGGGUACUUGUCUUGCUGUCGAUUUUAUGACGACAACCAAAUUGUCACUAGUUCUGGCGAUAUGACUUGUGCCCUGUGGGAUAUAGAAACUGGUCAACAAUGUACCUCCUUCAUUGGACACACGGGUGAUGUUAUGUCCCUGUCUUUGGCUCCUGACACGCGCACAUUCGUAUCUGGUGCGUGUGAUGCUAGUGCAAAAUUAUGGGACAUUCGUGAAGGAACUUGCAAACAAACUUUCCCAGGCCACGAGAGCGACAUAAACGCUGUUACGUUCUUCCCGAAUGGAUACGCUUUCGCGACGGGUUCAGACGAUGCAACGUGCAGACUUUUCGAUAUUAGGGCAGAUCAAGAACUGGCGAUGUACAGUCACGACAAUAUUAUCUGCGGUAUCACUAGCGUAGCGUUCAGCAAGAGCGGUAGAUUAUUGCUGGCCGGCUACGACGAUUUUAACUGCAACGUUUGGGAUUCCAUGAAGGCUGAACGAGCCGGAAUUCUUGCCGGUCACGAUAAUCGUGUAUCUUGCCUCGGCGUUACGGAGGAUGGUAUGGCAGUAGGGACGGGCUCAUGGGACUCAUUUUUGCGUAUUUGGAACUAACUUGGGGUUAAUCCCAAGACGUUCCUCCACAGAACCAACUACAGCCAAUCAGCAUACAGUAUAAGCAUCAAGUACCACCACUUGGCCACCGAAGUCGGCGUGUCCGUGUCCUCGACGGAGGCGAAUUAUUCGCCCGGUUCACCGGAGUUGACGUUGAUCAGAAAGUUUGGACAUCCGUUAGACAACAACAGUAAAAAGACCCACGGUAGUAGCAGCAGUAGCGGCAGCGAAUUUAAGAACGUUUUGGGUUGUGGUGGUAAAAAGGACUAUCGGAAACGCGUCGUCGAUUUAACCUGGCGACGUGGCAAAGUCGGCGAUAAAAUCACUCAUGAAUAUCAGCGCUUCUAGUAUAUGGAUAUACCGUUUGUUCGAUAUAUUCGAACGUACGACUGAUGAUGAUGAUGAUGAUGAUGAUGAUCGAGAAAGAAGCGUGGUGAAAGGAAGAACGACAGAACGGAGAGCAGCACCAAGGCUGACGGCCAUAUCUCUCCGAUGUCGUGCGCGUUACUUCCUUUCUCUCCUCCCCUUUCUCAAGGACUAUUUGGCAACUUCGAAGAGUCACGUGCUGUUGAUAUGUCUCGAUAGCAUCUUCUCGAAGAUCUUCCCGAAUUCGAAGGUUGAAAUAAGAAUCGAUUCCCGACACUCCUCAUCCGAGGUCUACGUCGCUGGAAGCGUUUUAUUAUGAAUAAGAAAAAAAAAGAAAAAAAAAAAAGAAAAAGAAAAAAGGUUCCGAGCGUUCACUGCCGAUGAAGCGCCGACAUGGCUGCUCCGGCGGUUGAUUUUACAUUUUUUUUCGACACGCACGAAGCAAGUCGUACCAGGCGAGAACACGAUGUGAAAAAAGAAGGAAAAAUGGUCGCUCGUGCACGGCAUAAAAGUAAACAUGAUCGUGAAAACUAUAUAUACAUAUAUAUAUUAUAUAUAUACGUAUGUCGACGAGCAGCCAAGAUUACGAUAAUCUCGCAUAUUGCAUUCAACCUACACGCACACCGUACGCACGUGUAUUAAUACGUACAUAGAAAACUACAUACAUACAUCUGCACACAAAACGCGAAGUACCGCAAACAAAAAGCAUCUGCUAUUAAGUACAUAGUGGGUCAUCCACGAGUCCCGACAUAUAAGUCACUAUCUCCGAUCAUAUUUUCUCUCUUCUUUUCGUUUUCUCCCCUUUCCUUUUUAUGUUUAAAUUUCGAUUUUAAAUUCCUCUUUUAUCGUGAAUUUUUUACCUCCUUAAAAGAUGGCUAGAUAAGGAGAAGGGAAAAAAAAAAGAUUCGCAAAGAUUGCAUCAUCUUUUGUGACUAUAAUCGUCGAGUUUGCAUUAUUAUCUGUAAUUUUUAUAGAUUUAUUCUUUAUUUAUUUUGUAUAGACAUCUACCAUAGACCAUCUUACGUAUAUACAUUCUUGUGUCCCUUUUUUUCUUCUCUUUGUUUGAAAUUGAGUGAAUGUUCGAGUUGAUACAGAGAUUGUUAGAGAGUGGACGAAUUCAGAUGCAAGAAUCUCGCGUAAAAUCUCCAAGACGUGGCUCAAAUGCGAAUCAAAAUCCGCAUAAAAUUAUAAAGAAAAAAAAGAUUUAAAGAUAUUUCUUAUUCCUUCGAUUUACUUUCCAUCGAGAUUUGAAUUGUCUAAUAUCAAAGGAUAUCGCUGAAAUAAAUAAAUAAAUGAGAACGAUUAACAACACGAUAAAUAAGAUGAGCAAAAGAAAACGCACUUCGCCUCGUCGCUGAUUCGAAUGCACGCUCGCGAGGAGCCAGUAUAAAGUGUGAACAGAAGGGAUAUUUAAAUGUAACGUGUAUUUAGUUCGUAGUUCGCCUCUAUCCUCUGUUUCUUCAAUUAGAAAACAGCGAGACCGAGAAGAGUUCCUCCUAACUCUCGCCAAAGUAAGAGUCCCAUUAUCUUUCUCUGUUAUGUCGAUCCUGUUACGAAGAAUCCUCGUAACGUGUGAGAAAGACACGUAUUCUCUCGACGAAACAGUUAUCCUAUAAGUUCCUUUGAAAUAGGACCCAAAGAAUCACGGAUCGACGCCACGGGCCGACGCAAGAUCAAACUCUCUCUCACCCUCGUCGUUCUUUCUUUUCUUCGAUUUCAUUAUUAUUCUUCGAUUCCUCCCUUUUUUAUCUAUCCUUUUCGCUUUCUAUCUAUCUAUCUAUCUAUCUAUACCCACUUGUAUACCCUGUGUCGUCCCUCUUUCUUUUCAUUCGCUAUUCAUAUCUUGCGUUCCUCCUUUCCAUUUCACCUAUUCUCUGUCCUGUUUUUAUCGAAGAAAUUACAUGUUUAAACUGUAUAUGCAUUUAAAGUAAUAAUAUUAAUGAUAAUGUUUAAUAUUAAUAUUAAUGAUGAUUGUAAUUUAUAAUAAUAUUAAUAUUUAAUAUAUAAGUAUCUAAGAAGAUAAUGGUGAAUCUACUUGUUCAGUACCGCGGGAUUACGGUCCAAUCGCUUUCCGGCGACCACGCUGCCACCACAUCUAUUUGUUUUCUCGUAACAUCGUUCUAUUUUUGCGUUAUAUUUUAUUGCAUUCUUGUUUGCAUUUAAUAUUCUCACGAUCAAGGAGAACGUUAUGUAAAGUAUUAUCGUUUUUUACGAUCUUACGUAAUUCGUUGUAAAUUGUUUUAAAUAUAUAUUUGAACCGCUGUUAGUUCCUAUUGAGAUCAUCAAUUAGAGAGGAAAAAAGACGGGUGAUCGAGCAAGAGAAGCGUGGCUUCCGGAAUGCGAAAACCAUCAAUUGUUUUCCUAACCGAACAAGUACGCGUAAUCUGAUUAAAAACUGUUAAAGGGACUAUUAAGAAAUAUUUGACGAGUUUCUAAAGACGUUAUUCUACAUUGCGUUACGAAAAGAUAAAUAAGAGAUAAUUUCUUGAACAAUAACGUUCGAAAUCAGUUUUUUGAUAUCACUCUUUUUCGACUAAUCGCGCUUAUGUCACACGCCUCCAUAUCCUCUAGCGACCAAUUAGGCAAAAAAAAAAAAAAUAAUAUAAUGAUAACAAGAUAUUUAAAAAAAAAAAACGAUCUUUCCUCCGCGCCAAUACGAGACGAAGGCCUUCUUCCUUCAAUGAUUUUUCGAUGAUUUUCAAUGAAAUUUCGAAAUGAUGCACAGGAAUAUUAUAUUUUUAAGUGGAACGAAGAAUUUAACUACUCUCUGCGUAUCUAACAUUGCAAAACGGCGGCGUUCAAAAAUGAAGGAAGAAGGGUACUUAAAUAUUUAACGAGAGAAAAGAAAAAAAGGCUAAAAAUGGAAACAUAAGAUCUGUGCUUUUUGUAUUUCGCAAUUCCGUGGCCUCUCGGAGAAAGUUUCUCGUUUUUGUAUUUCGAAGCCUCGAGCCACCGAAGCAAUAUGGUUUCUUAUUCUUUGUACGAAUACAAAAAAAAAUAUACUAUAUAUAUAUACACACACACACACACCCACACACAAACACACAUACACACACACACUAUCGACGAUUAUAUAGUAUACAAAAUUAAUGAUUUAUUAAGUCUCUAGUCAUAGUAACGGCACGCGCAACAAUAUAUUCAAUCUCAAAUGGAAGGAAAACAGAAACACAUAACGUUUUGUGUAAAUGGAACAGUUUGUUACUCGUUUCGUUUCUUCUUUAUCAUUUUCGUUUCUCUCUUGUCCGCGGAUGAGAAUGCGAGUGUUGAUUUUGAUUAGUCGAGUGCACAGGAAAAAAAGGGAAAAACAAAUCGCGAUAAUAAUAUGACGGAUCGAUUGUGACAUCAUCAGGAACAACAGCGUGAAAAAGAAAAAAAAAAAAAAAAAAACAAGAAAAGGAAUUAGGAAUUUUUUUUUUUUCUUUCUGAAGUCGUAAGAGUAAUAAGGUGAAUAAAAGUACUUGGAAAAAAAUGAAACGUGGCGUUUUGGUUAUUUUUUUAUACUGUUCGUUUUCUUUUUUUCUUCGUUAUCACCCCGACCUCUCGUGAAUACGAUUUUUCUUUUUUCUCUCUCUCUUUACCAUUUCGAUAACGUUUCUCGUUGCCGUGUCUCGUUCCUUCGUCCGAUCGAUCGACGAGAAACACCGUGGAAAUAGUUUUGGGUCCUAUUUCAAUGCGAAAAUCGAUAAACACACGAUAUAUGCGUGGAGGAAAAGGGGGAAGAGAUGGAAAGACGUGCCAGCGAAACUCAUUUUAAUAACUUCUUUUACGAUGGGCGACAAGAAGCCAUCAGCAAUACUGCCUCUUUCAAGUUAGGAGCAAAUAUAAAAAGUAUGAUAUAUAUAUAUAAUAUAUAGUAUGUGUAUGUUAUGUACAAAAGAACACUUGACGCGUGGUAACGCAGUUUAAGUGAAGGACAUAACCAAAGAACGAGAGAGAGAGAGAGAGAAGAAAAUGGCAGCUGAUGGAAAAAUAAAAGAGAAGUAAGAUGAAGAAGAGAACGAAAGAGCGGAAGCAUAACAUUUAAAAAAAGAAAAGAAAAGCUUAUACCGGAUUAACGAAAGAAUAAGGAAAGAGGAAGCACGUCUUCAUUGUUAAAUGAACAGAUAGUUACAAAGAUUUCAUCACUUUUUUAUAUAUAUAUAUACAUACAUAUAUAUAUAUAUAUACAUAUAUAAUGAUAAUAACAAUAAUAAUAAUAAAUUAUUGUCGACGGCUAGAUUAGCUCUCAUUUUGACGAUCAUUCUUCGUGAACCCUUGUCCUCACGGGACACGAAGUCGGCGUUUCCUUUGUUUUUAUCGUCUUUGGAAAGCGCAGGGAAAGCGCGUCCGUGUUUUCCUCCCGAGAUAAAAGAUCGUACAAAAGCAUGUAGAUUUUUCGUAGACUCGACAGAUAUCCUUCUAACGCGUUUCGAGUCUCGUGGGUGCCCCUGUCAAUCGUCAUCGUCAUCAAUACGAUACGUACUCAUACGAUCAUAAGAAAGAAUCGUUUCGAUCGUGCAAGAAGAAUGGAAUGGAAAGAUUUAUUAUUUAAAACGCGUGAACGAAAUUUUCAGGGGGGGGAAAAAAGAAAUUUGUCGAAAGAAACGGGAGGAAAAGGUUGAAACGAUUCUUUGAAACAUUCUUUCGAACAUUCCGGAGGUAUUCGCGCUAUUCAUUAAGUAGUUAAUUCAAGUUUAGAAGAAGAAGAAGGAGGAGAAGAAGAAAUGUGCGACGUAAUGUGUUUAUUCAGAAACUGCAGUUUAAUCUGAAUAUCGCCUGAUGAAUGUUUCUCGUACAUUUAGCUAUCGCCAUAGCUGUAUCUGUAUACCGCCUCGUUUUUUCAAUAUAGAGAAGAGAAUUGUGCGUAGAAAUCUAAAAAAAAAGGAAGAGACAUCACACGCGGAAUCGACCAAAACGAAAUUAUUCGAUAUCGAGAACGAACCUGGCGUGAUUUCUAUGCAAGACUGAAGUCAUCAAACACUCCUUGUUGAUUUAUUCUUUGCAUUCUUUUUUUUUUCUCUCCAUGCCGCGUGUACACGCAAAACGUAGCCAAGGCAUCUAUCAUUCAUUCGGAACAAUUCGCAUAUUUCCCGUAUAUAUAUAUAUAUACACACACACACACGAUACACACACAUACACAAAAUAUACGUAUACAUAUUCACAAUACAUUAUUAUCCCCAUUCGACGAUGUACAUAAACGCGUAAAACGUGUGUUCGAGGAAUCGAGUCGCCAAAUUAUCCAAAGAAAACGUGCACAAGCGAGAAAACAAAACUUCGAUAAUGAACUUUCAUAUCGAUCGUUAUCCAUUGUAAACGCGUCGCAAAAAAAAAAAAAGAAAAAAGUGAUUUUUCCGACCGUCAGAGGGGGGAAAAGUCUUUGGAAUUUUCGCUUGGAGUUAGCGAUGGAAUAUAAUUAGCAACGCUUGUUGAGCGAAGAUUCGUUUCUUUUUUACCUCUCGACGCGGUCCAACGAGGAGAAGGGAUCGUCGUCAAAUUUAAUAUCGGAUUCCAAUCGAUUUUUUUUCUACGACCUUGAUUCGAGAAUCUCGUCACGCGGGAUUUUCCCCACGAGCGACGCGUGUGAAACGAAAAAAAAAAGAAAGAAAGAAAGAAAGAAAGAAAGAAAUAUUAAAUUUGAAGACGAACGGAUGAAAAAGCAUCGGCGGGCCAAGGAACAAGCAUUACGCAUCCUAUUAUUAGUCAGAAUCCAUUUCUAUUGAUACUGUUGCGAAUAGUCUUACAUUGUUUAUCUUAAGAUUUUAACACUGUUUACAAGAUAACGUUUUUCAUAAUAAUUGUUCUCGUAUCUCUUUUGUAGACAUUCUACGACGAAGUACACUUUGUACGAAGAUUUCGUUCGAGACCCUCGUGCGAGAGAGCAGAGCGACGUUUACGACUUCGGUUUCUCUAAUGAGAUGUAUUAUUGAGUACAGGUUGCACGAGAAUGCACGGGAAUUAAAUACAAGGGAAGAACAGGAUCAAUGAGAAAAGCAGAGACAGAAAAGCACGAAAAGAAAAAAAAAAGAAUUCGAAUAAAACUUCGAAUCUUUUUUUUUUUUUUUUAUUAUUACUAUUUCUAUUUAUUUAUUAAACACUCGCACAUGUUAUCGCGGUCAUCGAUUUUUCACUCGAUGCGCGAAUUUCGAUCGAGUUUUACCUUUUAUUUCUCCCAAAGCAAAUUGGUUGCUUCGCACAAUGAAAUGCCGAAUCAAUUUUAUCUUCAAAUUUUCUCUUCCUCUCGACAAUGUUUUACGAGGUUUUUUACGUUUGAAAAUGUUUCUGUUGCUUGGAAACGGUUUCUCUUACCGAUUCUUCAACGAGACGAUUUCAAAUUUUUAUCCACUCCAGCACGUCGCGAGUCGUACACGUAGCACGGCGUAAUUUUGCUUUCCCUGUUAAUUGUCGAAUUCGAAUUUGCAAUCGCGCCGAUUCUUUCUCAUCGAAUUUCAAUUAAUAUCGAUUCAACUUUAGAUUUUUAAUUCGCAAAGCAUUUUUUAAUUUCCCUCUUCUCCCUUCGAUUCACAAUUACAAAAUAUAUUUAUUCAUUUUACAAUAACGUAUGUAUCUCACAUAUCUUCAUUUUAUAUUUAUACUUCGAUAACGUGUCGUUUAUGGGAUAUUUUUCUUAUUCUCACGCAGUGACGCGAAAACGCCGACGCACGAUGACAAUCCUCUUUUAGAGAAAACAAAAAAAAUAAAUAAAUAAAUAAAUAAAGUAAGUUUGCAGUACAAAGACGAAUAGCAUCCACGAAAGAAGGAGGCGAUGGAAUUGAGCGCGUACAAAAUCGAUCGAAUUGGUUUUGGGAUAAACCGAUAAACACUCGGCUGAAAACGAAACAAGGAUCAAGAAUACGCGAAGAAUCAAAACGAGGUCGAUGUUAUUUUUUUUCUCGGACUAGAAUUAUAAAAGAAGACUGAUAAGCGUUUCGAACGAGAGGAGUUCGAAAUAUUUUCGCCAAACUGUUUCCCCUCCACUCCACCACCGAUCCAAUUCGUUUCCGCCUCGACGUGAUUGCAAAUUCGACAAAGUUUCGCGUGAAUCGCGUGACGGGACCCAUCAAUUUUCGUUCGAUUUUCCAACGUGGGAAAGGGAAAACAAAUGGAUCGCCUAUAUUUUCUCUCAAGUCGCCGUUUAUCAAAAGUUUCUGAAUGGCAAAAGAAAGAAAGAAACAAACAAAAAAAAGAAGGGGAAGAGAAACGGGAGUUCAGAGCGGCGAGCUUCUCGAAAACUUUUUUUUCAAUAAUAGCCCGAGGAAACUCUUUAAUAUUAAAGGAAAAAAAAAUAAAUAAAUAAAUAAAUGAAUAAAGCGUAGACGUUAAGGUACUCUCUCUCUUUCUGUAAACGUAACGUGAAAUUGUCGUGCAAUUGACGGCAUGCAAAAGUAAACAGCAACCUACAUACUACAUAAACAGUACGAUAGUAAGCAAAAGAAUAAACCCAAAGAGACGUAUACACGAGGUGGCCAGGAAGGAAGUUGCUCGAUGAUCCCAGGGGAAAGAUAAGAAAACGUUCGUUUCUCGUUAUAAUCGAUCCUUUGUAUCCUUUCUGAUCGGAUAUCCGCCAAUCGAAUGUCAAAUUGUCUCCACGGUACACGCGUCACCUUUCGUUUUUUUUUUUUCUUCGAUCGCACCUGGUCGUCGACGACGGCUUCCUCGACACUCGGUAUAAUUCAGAAAAAAAAAAAAUAAUAAUAACUUACAAUUAGGGAGCAACCGAAUGCAUGCGUGUGUAAAAGCGAAUGUAACGAUAUAUAUAUACAUAUAUAUAUAUAAAAGAAGGAAAAAGGAAAAAAAAAAACAGAAACGCGGAUGUACGAAGAUGUUCUACGUGUGAGAACGUUUGAUUUGCUCGCGUGAAAAGAAAAAUGAGUGACGAGAGCGUGGGAGAAUGAGCGGGAGUGUUUGGGAACAGAGAAAAUGGAGGAUUUAUAAAAUCUAUUAUUGUAAUAAUUAUAGAAAAACAGUGAAGCAUAA
Molecule: messenger RNA, 10923 nt
Organism: Apis cerana (Asiatic honeybee)
Lineage: Eukaryota; Metazoa; Arthropoda; Insecta; Hymenoptera; Apidae
Gene: Gbeta13F
Product: guanine nucleotide-binding protein subunit beta-1
Biological process (GO): signal transduction
Molecular function (GO): protein binding
Source: RefSeq, a predicted model, not a curated record